Messenger RNA from Eremothecium gossypii ATCC 10895, 285 nucleotides. RefSeq names its product AEL194W-Ap. The transcript has a single exon. The coding region runs from base 1 to 285 and encodes 94 amino acids. Lineage: Eukaryota; Fungi; Ascomycota; Saccharomycetes; Saccharomycetales; Saccharomycetaceae. The record is from RefSeq and is marked provisional.
AUGUCUGAGACCAACACUGCUGCUGCCGCCACUACUGAGCCCGUCGUGGCCAAGCCCGCUGAGGCCACGGAGGCUGUGGCCACGCCUGUGGAGAAGAAGGUGGAGGAGCCGGCCAAGAAGACCGAGCAGGCUGCCGAGGCCGCUGCUGAGCCAGCCGCGGCCGCGGAGACGGACGCUGCCGCGCCCGCCGCCGAGACGGAGGCGCCGGUAGAGGCGAAGGCGGAGGCCAAGAAGCUGCCUUUCUGGAAGAAGCUAUCCGCCAAGUUGAAGAAGAUUUUGAACUAG